AAAGCAUUAAAGAUUUCUCCAAGCGCAGUCACACUAUUGUUAUCGUUUAUAUUAACUUAUUGUUUAUAUUGUUUAUGAAGCAUGUUCAAGCUAGUUUUUAAGCAGUACAAGUGCAAAAGUAACAGUCCCGAUUUAACGGAAGUGGUUAAGAUCGAUGAUUGUGUAGUCAAGGGGAAUGAUCAAGAAAAGAGUGAUAUUAAUAUUGUUCAACGAUUAAGUAUCAGCAAUGUAGAAAGCCCACAGACAAUGCCAGGCGUUAAAUCGCCAAAAGAUUGGAGAUCCUAUACAUUAACUAACCAUCCCGGCAUUAUUGUAAUUCGGAAUCCAUUCUCGGAACGUGGCCGGCGUUAUUGGAUCGCCCGAUGUCUGCGGGAUUAUCCGCGAACGCCAAAUAUAGUCAAUUUGAAUGAAAGGCUCUUCGAUGAAUCCGUCAGAUCGGACUGGUGGAAACAGCUUAGUCUGUGCAGCGAUGGCGCUGAGUUCCAACGGAUAAAAUCCGCGAUGCGUUGGACGACAUUUGGAUAUCACCACAACUGGGACACGAAGAUCUAUGAUGAGGAGAUGCAGUCGCCCUUUCCCGAAGAUUUGAGCAGUCUAUGCGGAUUGUUUGCGCAAGCGUUGGGAUACGCUGAUUUCAAGCCAGAAGCUGCAAUUGUAAAUUACUAUCCAGUUGGUAGUACGUUAUCGGGUCACACAGAUCACUCUGAACCAAACAAAUCGGCCCCUUUGUUUUCUUUUAGUUUUGGUCAGACUGCAAUAUUUCUAAUUGGUGGAAGAUCUUUAGAAGAAAAGCCAACCGCUAUCUACCUUCAAUGCGGGGACGUUAUGAUAAUGUCCGGAGAAUCGCGUCUAUGCUAUCACGCAGUUCCCCGUAUCAUCAAAACUCAGACAUCCGCGACUUCAUCACUGAUAAAUGAAGAUGCGGACAAUGCAGAUAUUAAAACUGGUACAAUGGAUAAAGAUUUAUUUUAUAAUGUUGGCGACCCCCAAUUUUGGGAGCCUUUUUCGAAAUAUAUGGACGAUUCACGUAUUAAUAUUAAUGUACGUCAAGUGUUAAAUCCAGGAGAUGUUAAACUUUAACCCCUCCUUAGACAAGUUUUUA
Molecule: messenger RNA, 1102 nt
Organism: Drosophila mauritiana
Lineage: Eukaryota; Metazoa; Arthropoda; Insecta; Diptera; Drosophilidae
Gene: AlkB
Product: nucleic acid dioxygenase ALKBH1
Exons: 3
Coding region: 82-1080 (332 amino acids)
Biological process (GO): oxidative RNA demethylation
Cellular component (GO): nucleus; cytoplasm
Molecular function (GO): oxidative RNA demethylase activity; ferrous iron binding; broad specificity oxidative DNA demethylase activity
Source: RefSeq, a predicted model, not a curated record